UGGCGGACCACUAGGGGGCUCCACUCUCACUCAGUGGAGAAGUUUUAGCGAUGAGAAAUAUGUUUGUUCGUUGGUGUAUAUAUAUAUGGUUUUCUGUACAGUUGCUAGCAGUUGGAGUCGAGUAAAGAGCUGUUCAAACCUACAUCCUUUGUGUCGUCAUUUUCACUCCUCCACAUUGGUGACCCCUGUGAGCCAACAUGUCCACAUCUGAUGGCCUGCCCAGCUCCUCACAGCCGAUCGCUGUCUCUGGUGGACCUACACCGGCUUCUUUUGCUGUGGCCGUUAAGAUUCCGGAUUUCUGGCUACAUGAUCCGCAAUCAUGGUUCUUCCACGUCGAAGCACAGUUUGCUCUUCGUGGAAUCACAUCGGACGACACAAAGUACCACUAUGUGGUUUCAGCGCUGGAUCCACCAUCCACCAGGCGCGCAAUGAGCCUGCUUCGCAACCCUCCCGCGGACGGAAAGUACAGCGCGCUCAAACACCUGCUUCUCCGCCGUUACUCCCUGUCCGACGCAGAACGCGCCGAAAAGCUGCUUUCUUUCUCGGGGUUAGGAGAUGGCUCAGCUUUGGAGCUCAUGGAAAGCAUGCUGUCCUUGCUGGGUGACGACGAAGGCGGAUUUCUUUUCAUCCACCUGUUCCUGCGACAACUCCCGGCUCCGGUGCGGAUCGCUCUGGCUAACUCAUCCCUGCUGCGGGAGAAGGAUUACCGCUCGCUGGCUGAGGAAGCUGAUCGCAUCCUCCUGGCUUCCAGGACCUUCACGGUCCAGUCACUGGCCAAGGAACCUACAGCUUCGUCUUCUGAGCCUUUGCAGUCUUCAGCGGUCGAUCAGCCAUCGGUGAUGGCAGCGAUCGCCACCAGGAAACGCCAGAAGCCGGCUCUUUGUUUCUACCAUCAGCGCUUCGGCGUCAGGGCGCGGCGCUGCCUCCCGCCCUGCAGCUUCAAGCCGCCGGGAAACGACCAAGCCGACGCCUGCUAGCAGCCGCGGCCGUCGGCGAUAAGGAGAGGCUGCUCUUUAUUGAGGAUUCGCGAUCGGGGAGACAUUUUCUGGUGGAUUCAGGUUCGCAGAAGAGCCUCGUUCCCCCGGCGGGCUCCGACAGGCUUGCUGAGGGCUGCGGUCCCCAGCUGACCGCCGCUAACGGUUCUCCCAUCAGAACAUUCGGAGAAAGAGAUCCUCAUUUAUCGGAGCUCAACCCCCCUGCAGCCCCUCCAUGUCGCCCUCGUCCUCAGGCACGGAUGUCCCAGGAUCAUCCUACAGGGUCCAAGUUCAGCCGUUUUGGACGUUUGUUGAAACGCACGAAUCUGGAUUAGUUUGUUAUUUUACCCUACUGAGUGUUCGGGGGGGGCAUAUGUGGCGGACCACUAGGGGGCUCCACUCUCACUCAGUGGAGAAGUUUUAGCGAUGAGAAAUAUGUUUGUUCGUUGGUGUAUAUAUAUAUGGUUUUCUGUACAGUUGCUAGC
This is a messenger RNA of Fundulus heteroclitus (mummichog), 1459 nucleotides long. RefSeq lists its product as uncharacterized. The record is from RefSeq and is a predicted model, not a curated record. The coding region runs from base 198 to 977 and encodes 259 amino acids. The transcript has 2 exons. NCBI's taxonomy places the organism in Eukaryota, Metazoa, Chordata, Actinopteri, Cyprinodontiformes, Fundulidae.